CACUUCGUUCAAAUAAUUUGUACUAUUCCAGUUCGGAGGAGAGGAACCACUCUCGAUAUAACUUUACCGCGUUAGAUAUGUUGAUAAAUCAUCUGCAUAAUGUAGAACUUUAUCCUGGAUUUGAGUUGAUGGGCAUACCGAAAGGCUAUUCUGAACUACCCUGCAGGAAAACAUUUUGGACGGAUUUAGUACAACAACUAGUGGAAAGAUAUACAGAUCGGUACGGUUUGCAGUACGUAGCAGGAUGGAGAUUUGAAACGUGGAAUGAACCCGACUUACGAAGCUACAAUUUGUUGAACUUUACCGUAAAUGACUAUUUAUCGUACGUAUUUGCCGUCCGGAAAGGCUUGGAUGUAAUGAGUCAAAGAUUUAGUGCUUUAAAUUUGGGCAAUGAUCCUAUGAAAAGGGUGAAGUUUCCUUUGUACGGUCCAGCGGGUCUAUUUAAAUCAGCGCAACAUCAUCCUUUCUGCUGGUCUGUGCUGGAAGUUUGUAAUUCAACCACUCCACACAGCUGUCCAUUCGAGACGAUCACCUUUCAUCGUAAGGGAAGCGGACGUUGGGCUUCCGAAGUGCUCGACGGUGGUCGACAGUUGCUGGAAGAUGUGUUGAAACGGUUCCCAAAUGUUAAACGUCUAAGCUUUGCCAAUGAUGAAGCCGAUCCAAUCGCUGGUUGGUCCACGGCCCGUCCGUUUCAGGCGGAUGUGCGUUACGCAGCUAUGCUUUUUUCGAUCGUCACUCAACAUUGGUCCGCAAUUACCGACGGGGAUGACUUUGGACAGCACUUACAGUUUCUGUCCCACGAUAAUGCAUUUCUCAGCUACUAUCCGUACGUGUUCGAGCAGCGCACACUGUUUGCACGGUUUCAGAUGAAUCUUACUAAUCCGCCACAUGUGCAGUUCGUGGUAAAGCCUGUGUUUUCUGCACUAGGAAUGCUAGCGAACUUGGCUCCACUCGCUGGGCCAACACAUUACCUAGAGGGUAAUGUUUCGUACUUAGCCUCGAUUGAUGAACAUAUGACGUAUCUUUGCUUGCUAGCAUCACGAUCGAACGAUAGCUUCCCUUUACAUGAGAAACGAUCGCAUUUGAAUAUUUCCAUCCCUACCGAUAUGCUGAUCGGAACUCGCCUCAACUACCUGCUAGAAGCUGUGCAGGAUGGUCGAAAUGAUCCAUUUCGUGUGUGGCAGUGGCAAGGCAAGCCACCGUACCCAACAUCCGAGCAGUUUGCUGCUAUGCGUGAAGUUCAGCUUCCAAGCAUUUUGCUGGCAGGAUCUCAGAAUGUUCAGCGUGGAAAAGGAUUGUCAAAUAUUAAUCUUUCCUUAAACUUGCGCGCUCCUUGGAUUGUUAGCGUACGGGUAUGCAGUGAUGAUUAUGCUCUCCCUGGACAAGUUUACGGUGUGCGCGUAAGGAUGGUGUUUCAGGAUGAAGUGUUAAUACAUUGGAAAUUGUCAACGGAUGGAUUGAAAGAUCAUCGGUGUAUUCGAACGUAUCAGAUUUGGUUUAAAUCUACACGCUCAACUGAUGCUAAACGGAAGCACAAAUGGUGUAUUAUUAAUAGGUUUAAACAUACACCUUUCAUGUUUUAUCAGUAUGUUAGUAAAAUCAUGCCUGUUAGUGGAAAACGAGACAUCAGUUCCGUAUGCUCUGGUGUGGUAGUAGGAUACUACAAGGUGCGUGCCGUUGAUUUUUUUGGUCGGAAAGGACCAUUUUCUACACCGGUUCAUUAUGGGACCAACGCAACGUUUCACUCUGGUUCAUCAAAGGAAAAACAUAUCAACUAACAUGAUGAAGACAAAACGGUAAUGGCAUGUGCAAACAACGUCCAUUUUUUCAUGCUAUAAAAAGUUUCGAUUGAGGCACAUUAUAGCAGUAGGGAACCGUCUGAUCUACUAGCUCCACAUCGUAUUAAAGACAUCUAACAUCAACAACACGCCAGACGUUAUCCAGCGAUUGAAGAACAAUGUCCUAGAAUCGUUGCUGCUUUGCUCAAGCACAAAGAUGCAGCACUAAAGAGGUCCAUCUAAAUGUUACUCAAUUCGACGCAAACGACAAAUGCACUAAGGUUGAGGCCGCCUAUAUUUGACGCAUCAAUGUAGACCAGCGGUCGGCAAAGUCAGGCCCGCGGGCCAAAUUCGAUCCUCCACUACAUUUAAUUAGGCCCGCGAAAUAAUUUGCCUUAUUUUGAAAGUUAUUAAGAAACAAUUCGUAAGUAAAUUACUGAACAGAUUUUAGUAUUACAUUUUAGUGUUGGGAAAGACGAAUACUCAGAGGGAUUCGAAUCUUCGAAUCCCAAUCCCUCUUUGGGUAAUGGGUAAUUUUCAUCAAUUGAUUUAACUUUAUCAUUAAGCCACAUUUACUAAAUUAUUCUCGUUUUAAUCCAUCAAAAAUGUUAUUAAAAACGUUUGUUUUCAAUAGCGAUUCAAACGAUUAGCGCAUUUCUCGUUUCUCAAUGGGAUUAUAAUAAAUCCUAUUGGAAACCAAUCGAUAAUAGAUUGCGAUCGUAAUCCCAAUCGAUUUGCAACCGAAUUCCAAUGGAAUCGCUAUCGAAUCCCCAUCGAAACUUAUAAACGGGAUCCGAUCCGAUCGAAUCUUUGUAGGGAUUAAAUCUUCGAAACUUUCUACUCCCGAACCGCCAAACACUGUUACAUUUCAUAUUGUCCUCCACUUCCAACAUUCAUUAUAGUAAUAUGGAUUGAGGAAAAUAUCAUUACGGUCGAACUCGAGGUUAAAAUUCUCGUAUGUGAAACAUACAUUAUUAUUAUUAUUAUUUUAUUAUUUGAAAGUGUCCGCCAAAGUGGCUUAACAAAGUGUGUGAUUAAUGUUAGUUGACGAGAGGAAAUAAGGAUGACGGGUACAGAUUACAUGGACUGGAGUGAAGAAAAAUCACGAAGACGUGAACGGAAUCGAGACACUGGGACAUUAAUGUCAAAUAAUUGAUAAAAGUUGUUGAUAGCCGAUAGAGCUCGGAGAAAAGGAUCGUUCGAACCGUAGCGGGUCUGGCGGGAUGGGAUGGAUAGGGAAGGUAUAUCAUGAAGGCGACGAGAGGGCGCAUAGAGAGUAAUGGCGGAUAAGAGGGAUGGGAUGACAAGUUCAUUUCAAAGGAGAGCUGAGAUGAAACUUGCAGGGAUGUGGGAAUGUCUAUCUUCGAUGGGGAGUAAUCCAAGAAGGCGACAUCGGAUAGAAUAUGAAGGAAGGGAUUGAUGAGAACCGAGAAGGAAGCGUCUACUCGAGUGAACUUACGCUGGACACUCUCCAGCCUGGCCAUCGCUGUCGCGCCUCGAGGAGAUCAAACAACGGCGACGUAUUCCAAGAUAGGUCGGACCCAGUAGCAGAGACUUUAAGCAUAGGGGAUCGCGGAUUUCAGAAGCGAGUUUUAUAGUUUACCGACGAUACUCGACGUAUGACAGUAUCACAUAGGGAGUAGCUGAACGGAAUGAACGCAAAUCUGGUAAACGAAAUAACGCAACACUUAUUAGGACAAAGGUGAAGGCCAUUGUUGUUACACCAAACAGAGAAGGAGUUCAGUAAAUAAAACGAAAUGAAGGGGCUGAUAACACUUCCUUGAGGGACUCUAGAGAGCCCCGUGAAAUAACCUGACAAGCAGGACGAAACUCUAACACAGAUAGGAUUUGAACCAUGACAGUAAUCGACCUCCGACACCGAGUCAUUCGAGUUUGGUAAUCAAGGGGUCAAGGGGUAAACUGUCGAAGGCAGCCUUAAAAUUCGUGUACACGGCAUCAGUUUGGCGACCAGAUAUCGUAUUAGAGAGAACAGAAGAAACAAAACCCAUAACGUUGGAUGAGGUUGUGCGUUGGUUGUGGGAAUGAAACCAUGUUGGUGCGGAGAGAGGUGUCCAACGAUGGUAGAAAGGAUGGAUUUGUGCAUCAAGGAUUCGAGGACUUUGGACGGUGAACAUAGUAGGGGGAUGCCGCGGUAGUUAGCCCCCACACAUCGGUCCCCUUUUUAUGUAUGGGAACCAACCACGCGGACUUCCAAUUAUAUCUACACGACAAAAAAAUGAGCGUUUGAAACAGAAGCGAUUAUUAAAAAAAUAAUCCUCAUUAUUUUUUGCGGCAUGGAAGGACGGCUUCAUUACGAAGCAAUAUUGCACCUUUGUUGUUUUCAUUCAUUUCAUUUCAUUACAAUUUAACGUACUCUGUUGCCGAUCCUUAACUGACGAAUCUUUACAAUUAGUUUUAAUGUAUGAGAAUCACUAAUUUGGAACCUUCUUGUCUGUAUGAUAUAAUUACAAAAAAACAACAAUCGCAUCCGAUGGAGCACAGGCACAUAUCUCAAAGUUUGCCGACCGCUGAAUGUAGACAAUCCAAUAGUGUUAUACCGAAGACUACUGUGCAUUAGUGAUGGGUAAAUUCGUCACCCGGAAAAUCGGAAUAAAAAAAUAGAAAUCCAUUACGAAUGACUCCACCAAAAUCAGAAGAGGCCCCAGAAGCCGAUCGGAGCCGGAAUCGUCGGAGUCGCCGGAGCCGUCUGGAGCAGGAGUUCGAGCGGUUACGGACACUCCUGAGGCAGGCCAAGACCUCAAAGCGAAUUUAGCGCCGGAUAAGUCACUAGAAGUACAAGAUUUGCCGGUGCAUCCUGUCGUGAAAGUUUCGAGUUUCGCUGUUGCGGAUCAGCCUCAACCAUAGACUUCGGGAUUGCCAGUGUUCAUUCUAGGACCGUUCUGCCGUGCCGCUUUCGAUCGAAUCUGUUGCGGAUUCAUUCAAUCGUUAACGGUUUGUUUUGGAAUAGAACUGUGUUGAUCAUUUGUAUACAAUUGUAGAUAGCUGUAAGUCGUAAACCCGAUAUAUCCUACGGUGGUAUCAUGCAGGACGCGGGUUUGGUGAAUGAAAAGUCCUACGAAGGAGACAUCUUUGCAGGACGAUCUCCGUAAUUAGACUUUUGAGGCAAACGAGCUUACGAUAGGGAAUCUUGUGUACACGGUAAAGCCACAGCUUUCGCGAUAAUCAUCGCGGAUGCACCAGCACGUGCUUUCGUGAAAAGUGUAAAGACGUUUAAGGCGAUCGUUAGUAGCCAGAAAUGCACGAUCGAAACGGAGUACCAUGCAAGGACUCGUCGCCGUUUUUACCGGUACGGUGUGAACGCCCGAAGAAGGGAUAGAAAUUUUCGACAAGGAAUGUACCGGAACCAUAUCAAUCAUCCUACGCCACUUGAUAAACCCAUCAAAUGUUAUUUGAUUAAGAACUUGCCGGUAGUAGAACGAAUGCAUCUCGCAGACAAAGGCGUACUUGGUAAGCUAAGCUAUUUGUGGGUGAAUGGUUCUUCUUCUUCUUCUUUGGCUCAACAACUGUUGUCGGUCAAGGCCUGCCUGUACCCACUAAUGAAGUGAGCUUGCCUUAUUGUUAGCAUAGCAGGAUAGUCAGUCCUACGUAUGGGGGCACGGUCUAUUCGGGGGUGAAUGGUUACCGGUACAUUAAUUGUCGCACGACUGCUGAAUGACAUCCAGGCGUCGGAUGUCAACACAUAUUCAGCACCUUAGGCUUCCGCCUGACUUCAAACGGCGAUUGCGGGACCUGCGGUACAUGGAGUACUGGAAGACUUCCUAAAAUGCUGCUCCAGGUUGCCGGAGUCGUCGUUUUAAGAGAUAACCUUACAUGUUUUCCACAUCGUACCACUGUACAAAAUGGGCAUAUGCCGACGAGUUGUUGAACCAGUUUGUGGUAGACUUUGCUAAUGUGUACACCCAAGAACUGAUCAACAGCAACGUCCACAGAUUGUCAACAGCAACCAGGCUGAAACCCGUAGUGCCAAUUCCGUGGUCUACUGUUAAAAGUGUAGGGCACUAAACUGAGGCUUUGGUACGGCCAGGCUUUACGUUCCGGUAAAAUUUCCGUGACCAAUGGUUCAUGACAACUAAUGGCAACCAGGCUGCCAUGUUGGUUGGGGACGAGUUGUUUGUGGAAAGGCAGCAGUUCUGACAGCACACUAACUAUAUGAGCUAUUUAUGCAUAGUUUUCCGAGGUUUUUCAAGAAAUUUAUCUUUUUUUUAUUAUUUGUUAUUUGUUAUUAAAUAACAAAUAACAAAAUAACAAGGGAAUACUUACAGAAUGUGUACACGGACGGAACUGACAAAACAGCAUUGCGAUUAGCGGAAUCCCUUAUACAUACUAAUCGAGAUUGAUGAAAUUCCUGUUUGAGGUUAGAAUUAUAAUUAAUCGAUUUCCACGGAUUCCAGUUCGAGAAAUGGAAACGUCACAUGAAUGUGGCACCUAAACUUUAUAUCAAGUGAUGUACAUUUUGAAUCAUUCACUAUAUUUUAAAUAUCAAUUUUUUUCUUGUACAAAAAUUAAGUUAAAAAUUCGUUAAUUUUUUUUUAUUUAAAAAAAAUGGCAAUUUUAAAAUAAUUUUUGAAAAUCUUUUUUACAAACUUUGGUUUGCAUUUUCAAAACAACCAUUACAAGCGAAAAUAUUUUUUUGUGAAGUUUUUUGAUAUUUAAAAAAAACCUUUUGAUAAUUACUCUUAUAAAACUUAUAUAACCUUAAAAUAACUUAUAAAAUCACUUUUUAAAAUUCGUUCAAAAAUAUUUUUCUUUAAAACCUUUCUUGAAUAUGUUAUUUAUAUUUUUGAACGAUUUUUAAAUGCGUUAGUUAGCACAUAAAACCUGUUUUUCGAGGUGUCUUUACAGUUAUGGUACGACCAUAAAUUUGUUUUUUCGUCAUAAGUCGGGUAAAAAAAUAGUGGUAAAAAAUAUGAAAAAAAUUACGAAGAUGUGAAAUAGUGGGCCUCAUCGCGAAAGAAAGUCGAUAAAAUUUAUCCGAUCGGUUAAUUUGCUCGAAUCCACCGGUGGAAUUUAUUUUCCACCGGUGGAUAAUUUUCUCCACCGGUGGAUAAUUUCUCCACCGGUGGAUAACUCUUUCCGAUUCGAGUAGCCAUUGAUUUUGCCUAUCUGUCAAUCACACUUUUGUUUACAUUUAGAGGUGUUGUUUUGCGGAAUGAAUAAAAUAGUAAAUUUUGCUUAUUUACGGACCAUCUAAUGAAGAAUCCACACCAGGCCUUAGACAGUACUGACUGUAGGCCUAUUCAAACAAUCCGGGUAAAGUGUAAAACGGGUUGUAGGCUGAAAAAGUCUAGUUGAAACAAAAUCGUAUGAACUGGAGGACGAGGUUUGAAUCCUUUCUGAGCUUGCCACCUUCACUGACGCUUGUCCUGUGCCAUAUACCAUGUGCGUCCAUCAACUCCAGCCACCGCGAACGUUGGAUCCGUGAACGUCCGUAUUUUACGUUCUCGUGCAAAAAUAUAUUGAAACAACGCGGUACACUUAUUCCGUGCAAUAAGGAGUGUCCGAAACCGCUCACGGCCUCUCGCCCUCGCCAGUCUAUUAUCCUGGCCUUAAUGACUGACGCCUCCAAGUCAUCUGGCCACUUAAAUUUAAACCUACUACGCCCUCUCCGCAAUUGCGGAUUUAGCCGUAAGCGGACUGAUUGGCCGCAGGAGGCUCCGUGGAUAUAAAGUCCAGCAUAUAUGGUGUGUACAGUAGUCUCAUCGUGGACUUCCAUGAACGAUAGAGGCUCCAUGGACGAAGAGACUCAAAGACUACAGGGGCCCAUAUAUGAGGGAUUCCGACCAAUACCCCCCACUCCCCCAAGAAAAAAAUUAAAGUGUAUUUGAUUCAAAGCCAAGAGAUGAAAUCUCCCCCCACCCCCUCUCCCUGCACAACACCUGGGACGAUCGUUUCCAUGCCUUGAACAAGGAUCGUCCACUGAAGAUUGGUGAGCUUGAUACGACAAUGAGUGUGCUUCCACACGUACGAUGAUGAUUGCGUCAGAUUUGAUAAAAAUAAAAUAAUUACGUUAAAAUUGUAAUGUAUGUGAUUCAGAAGAGAAGCUAUUCAAGUGUACAUAUUCGUUUAAAUGGAUGAACAAAAAAAUUCAUUGGGUGACACGUUUGUCACGAGGCGUGGAACAUAGCGAUGUGUGUGUCAAUCCGAACACUCCCGGGCUGUACCCUUCCAUAAGCGACCCUGAGUUUUUGGGGAUAGUCCGGAAGGUACAAGUAGGCACAACACCUUCGAUAGGUGCAAAACAACGCAAACGAUUCCGACCGGAACUCGCCGCUCCAACGGAUAUGAGUUGCUUAUAAUUUCUUGUACCUAGUGAUAAUACUGGUCUUCUCAAUCUCGUUGUAUUUACGUGUCGGAACCGAUUCUAACAUGCCAUAAGGCCAUAACAUAAGGUUGGAUAAAAGAGAAGGAUUAGCAGAAAAGGAUUUUUUUUGGUUUCUUAUUUCUUAGCUUGAACUAUAAAAACUAGAUACCUGUUAUAAACCUAAAUUUAUGUGUUUUGAUUAUUUAUUUAAAAAAAACAGGUAAAUUUAUAUUUUCUAAAAAAUAAUAUUUUAGCUAAAUCGAGUGAUAAAACAUCUUAAAUAACUCAAACAGCGAAAAAACAUCCUUUUUGCGAGCUGUGAAACAUGGUUUUUAAUAUUAUUUAGUUUUCCACUGUUAUAUCAACUGGGGUGGAGCAGUAGAUAUGGCUAUCCGACUGAAAUGGUGUUUUUUAUAUGAAGUUUUCAACUGCAUAUCCCACUGCUCGACUUUUUAACCACGUUGCUAUGGCGGCAAACACCAUUCCCCUCCACUGCCAAACCGAUCGGUUAGCGAAGAUUCUGAUUGAGAAAACGCAAUUGGAUAACAUUGGAAUUUUGCUAACCGAUCGGCUAAAUUAUCCACUCCGUUAUCGACUUUCGUUAGCGAUGAGGCCCAGUAUUCUGCACAACUCAUACAUUCACUGUUUUUAUCUAUCUCUUAUGGAUUUUCCGCAAAUCGCGAAAAACGACUGUCGAUAUAGUUGUGGUAGGCGCUGUUCAAUAUAAUGUGAGGUUUCAUUGAUGCACCCUCUGUGUCACCUUAUAUUAAUUUGAUUGCUCCUUUUAGACCACUUAUACCUAGACCAUUAUUGGCUUCUUUUCCGUAGUGUUAGACUGUAUUUUGUAUUUUAAUAUUAACUUUAAUUAGAUAUUUCAUUACCUAGCACCUUUUGACCAGGAUAAAUUAGUUUCUUACAGAAUAUGAAUAAGGCAUUAGGUUUAAGCAUGGUUUUGUAGGCUCGUUAAAGCCAGAUGAAUUAAUUAAAUAAAUACGAAACACGAUACAUAAAAUUAUGGUAAAAAUAAA
Molecule: messenger RNA, 9128 nt
Organism: Anopheles coluzzii
Lineage: Eukaryota; Metazoa; Arthropoda; Insecta; Diptera; Culicidae
Product: alpha-L-iduronidase
Exons: 8
Coding region: 78-1778 (566 amino acids)
Biological process (GO): carbohydrate metabolic process
Molecular function (GO): L-iduronidase activity
Source: RefSeq, a predicted model, not a curated record